AUCGAGUUCAUGCGACUUCCCUUCAUUGCACCAACUUGAAUUUCAUCGACUUCCCCAUCCUGUCUCAAUAUCGCCUCUCAUUGUAAAAUGGCAGACAUCACGAUAACAGAGAGUGAAUUUAAACUCGCGGACGGAACCGUCCUUUACCAGAAGACCUGGUCGCCCGCUGCUCCCAAGGCCAAACUAGUACACUUUCAUGGUUUCAGCGAUCAUAUCAACAGCUACAAUAACUUCUUUCCGUUACUAGCACGCCGUGGUAUCUACUGCUCUGGUAUCGACGAGCGUGGCUGGGGCCGAUCGGCCCCGGCAAAGUCCGACCGGGGAAACACAGGGCCAACCUCCUUGGUCUUGGCCGAUAUGGCCGCCUUCAUCAAGGUCCAGCAGACCAACGUCUUCCCUGAGCUCCCCUUGUUUAUCAACGGUCACUCCAUGGGUGGUGGAAUGGUGGCUACUCUCGCCUCGACCAAGGAGUAUCAGCCGCUUGUGUCCUCCCUCCGCGGGAUUAUGCUCUCAGCUCCGUUGAUGGGGCUCACUCCCGAGCAGACUCCCAGCUGGGUCACUGUAUUCGUGGGCCGGCUGGCAGGCAAGCUUCUCCCCCGCUUCCAGCUCGUGCAGAAAAUGCGGGUGGAGACGCUGGUGCGCGAUCCCGCAGUGCAAAAGAGCCUCAAAGAGGACCAGUUGAACCAUGCCACGGGAACGCUGGAGAUGUUUGCCAACAUGCUAGAUCGUAUGAUGGCGCUGGAUGAGGGCAAGUUGAACCUUGUUGAUGGAGUGCAGUCGGUCUUCCUGGCCCACGGAACCGGGGAUAACUGUACCAGUUACGAUGCGAGUAAGAGAUGGUUUGAGCGGGAGACAGCUCGGUUCCCUGAAACAGCGAAGAUGCACAAGUCCUACGAUGGAUGGAGUCACGUUUUACAUGCCGACCUGCCCGAGACUUACCCGAUAUAUGCGGAGGAUAUGGCUACCUGGAUCCUCGACAAGUCUGAGGCUUAGACAACCACUUCUGAGGAGAUGGCGUACAUGCCUUUGUUCGCGGGGCUAAUCCGCGCUCGCCGGUCGGGCAGUAUUAAAUGCCAGUUACGAUCGCUCGCAUAUUAAUGAUUGUUUCUGCCGCUAUCGUCGCUUGAUCUUGUUUCUCGUUUCGGGAAUAUAGUAUAUAUUGUUCUGUUCAUUGGGCCGGUAUCAUUUGGUUGAGAUUGUUUUCAUUUCCGGGUUAUGGUACGAUAUAUCAUGAUUUCGUAUUUUGGGCCAUGGAUCAUUAGUGCACCUUACAGAUUCGAGUUGUCAGAGGUCUAGAACGCAGCUGAAGCUGAAAAUGGCAUGUCAAGAACUGAUAAAAAUCAGCGAGCGG
Messenger RNA from Aspergillus welwitschiae, 1351 nucleotides. Its product is annotated as Alpha/Beta hydrolase protein. The transcript has 2 exons. The record is from RefSeq and is a predicted model, not a curated record. NCBI's taxonomy places the organism in Eukaryota, Fungi, Ascomycota, Eurotiomycetes, Eurotiales, Aspergillaceae. Gene Ontology annotation, molecular function: lipase activity. The coding region runs from base 88 to 993 and encodes 301 amino acids. Gene Ontology annotation, cellular component: membrane.